AAAGUCCAAAUCCCCAGAACACUGCUCGACAUGGCUACCGGUGUGAUUGAAGGUGGGUUAAAUGUCACUCUCACCAUCCGGCUACUUAUGCAUGGAAAGGAAGUUGGAAGCAUUAUUGGAAAGAAAGGAGAAUCGGUCAAGAAGAUGCGUGGAGAGAGUGGUGCGCGUAUCAACAUCUCAGAAGGGAAUUGUCCUGAGAGAAUAAUUACUCUGGCUGGACCCACCAAUGCCAUCUUUAAAGCCUUUGCUAUGAUCAUUGACAAACUGGAAGAGGACAUCAGCAGAUCUAUGACCAAUAGUAGAGCUGCCAGAAGACCCCUAGUCACCCUGAGGCUUGUGGUCCCUGCUAGCCAGUGUGACUCUCUUAUUGGAAAAGGAGGAUGCAAGAUCAAGGAAAUAAGAGAGAGUACAGGGGCUCAGGUCCAGGUGGCAAGGGAUAUGCUACCAAACUCAACUGAGCGGGCCAUCACUAUUGCUGGCAUCCCGCAAUCUAUCAUUGAGUGUGUCAAACAGAUCUGCUGGGUCAUGCUGGAGUCUCCCCCGAAGGGCGUGACCAUCCCCUACCGGCCUGAGCAGUCCAGCUCUCCAGUCAUCUUAGCAGGUGGUCAGGCCUAUACCAUUCAAGAACAGUAUGCCAUUCCACAGCCAGAUUUGACAAAGCUGCACCAGUUGGCAAUGCAACAGUCUCACUUUCCCAUGACGCAUGGCAACACCGAAUUCAGUGGUUUGGAUGCAUCUGCUCAGACUACUUCUCAUGAAGUCACCAUUCCAAAUGACUUAAUUGACUGCAUAAUCGGGCAUCAAGGCGCCCAAAUCAAUGAGAUUCGUCAGAUGUCUGGGGCUCAGAUCAAAAUUGCCAAUCCAGUAGAAGGAUCUACUGAUAGGCAGGUUACCAUCACUGGAUCUGCUGCCAGCAUUAGCCUGGCCCAGUAUCUAAUCAAUGUCAGUUUAGAAAACGCUAAACCCUCCUCCCAGGCAGCCUCCAUCUCGAUCCCUCUCAAUCUCUCUCAACCCUCCACCCCUUCUUCUUCUUCCUCCACCACCACCACCACCACCGCCUCCUCGUCCGCCACAACGGGGACCUCCGACGAACCCUCCAGCCUCCCCAACCCUCUUCCGACCGCCCCUUGA
This is a messenger RNA of Dromiciops gliroides (monito del monte), 1131 nucleotides long. RefSeq names its product poly(rC)-binding protein 2-like. The transcript has a single exon. The record is from RefSeq and is a predicted model, not a curated record. Gene Ontology annotation, biological process: regulation of RNA metabolic process; regulation of gene expression. Lineage: Eukaryota; Metazoa; Chordata; Mammalia; Microbiotheria; Microbiotheriidae. Gene Ontology annotation, molecular function: mRNA binding; single-stranded DNA binding. Gene Ontology annotation, cellular component: nucleus; cytoplasm; nucleoplasm. Bases 31 to 1131 code for a protein of 366 amino acids.